GAGGCGACGCGAUGCGACGCAACGUAACGUAACGUUACCGACGCCACCACCACCGUCACCUCCGCGCCAGCCACCCUCGCGCGAUUUUCCACGAGCGAGUAUUCGCGACAGCCCCUGCGAGCGGAGCCGUGCCGAGCGCAGUGGACUCGCUCCGGUCGUGUCACGUGCCGCUCGCCAGAGCGAGGCUCGCGAGUGUUCUCUCUGUCCGCCCGCCUGCGUUUUUCCCUCGUCCACACGCCCGCCACCACCCUCUUUUCACCCUUUCCGUCCGCGCGUACUACCACCACCACCACCACCCUCCUCCACCACGUUCGCUCUCUCUUUCUCGCUCGUCGUCACCCUCUCUCCUCCCUCCCUCGCAGCCCCCUUUCCCGCCGCUUCUACGGUUUGCUCUCUUCCUCUCUCUCUCUUUCUCUCCCUCCCUCUGAUUUUCACCCUCAACCCUCCUCCUCGCGAUCUCACCCUCCGUCUCUCGCUCUCCCUCCUCUCCUACCUCCGACGCACUCUCCCGUCUUCCAUUCUUUCUGGUUCUCUGCGCGUUACGGCGUGAACCGUGCUGAGAUCGCGCGACAACGCGGUAAUCGGCGGCCGCCGCCGCGUCGCGGAGAAUAGUGCGAAUAAAUCGCGUCGUCCGGUCGUCGUAGCGGCACUGAGGGGGUGGUGCGCGAGCGAGCGAGCGAGAGAAUGCCGCCUACGUUUCGCGCGGUGAAAUCAUGUGGUCGCGCUCGGCUCCGGAGAAGGCAGUGACAUUUCGGACACACGUUCCGGAACGGCACGCAGCCCGGAACGCCGCCUUCCUCUCUUCCCGUUGAGAUGAUCGAGUUGGCCGUACUCGUCGCGAGGACCACUCGCGAAAGGGGCAUCACGAAGAGGGAAAGGCGUCGGAGCUGAAGAAAGAAUAGAAGAAGAAGAAGAGGAGGCGGAGGAGGUGGAGGAGGAAGAAGAGGAGGUGGUGGCGGAGGAGGAAGAAGAAGCAGCGCUCUGUGCGCGGAACGCUGGAUCGUCCGAGCGCGCGUUAUCGCUAUAACGAUAACCGCUUCGACUUUGCCGACUUGUACAUACAUACAUGCAUACAUAGAUAGAGCACACACACACACAUACACAGAUACGUACACGCGCGCGGGUGACAGGUCGAGUUACGAUUAGUGAGUAGAUAGAUCGAAGAUCGACGAAUUCGGAAAAAGUCGUGGGCAACGACGAAGAGAGAGAGAGGGAGAUCCGCGAGCGCAGUGCGUAAAAAAGAUGCACGACGUAUGGACGAUGCGCGAAGAUCGUUAAAUCGCCUGAGCCAACCGAGAGACGACCGGUUCGCUGGUCUUGCUGGUCCCCGUUCGACGAUCGAUCGCCAAUCACGAAAUUACCCGGGGGGUGAAAGAGAAAGAGAGGAAGAGAGAGAGAGAGAGAGAGAGAGAGAAACGGGCCACGCUCACCCCCGUACCUCCGAGAACAGCGUGGGACCGCGGGUAAGGAGGGAGGAGGAGGAGGAGGAACGGACGGGAAGAGAGAGAAAGAGAGAGGAUUUCGAGAAAUAAUUGUUGAGAACCGUCGGAAAUAAUGUUCCUGCCCGUCGACAGGCUGCUGCGCACCGGGGUACUGUUUCUGUUGUGGAUAGGCUCGAGUCGCCAGCAGGAGGAGGACAUACCUCACAAUGAAGUAAAAAACUGGGCCUUAAAGUUUGGCGUGGAUCUAUGGGAGUUCGGUAAACAAGUAACUAAAAUGGGCGAGAUACAGAGAAAAUACCACGAGGAGGAGGCCGACAUCGCAAGAAAAGACGGUCUUGUCCUCGUUCGAGAAAUGGCCGCGGAGGUGAAAAACAUGAUGGACUUUAAAAUGAACGCCGUGAUGAGAUUAGUGGAGAGCGCCGAGCAGGCCGCGGUGUCGGUGCCGAGAGAAGGGAACGUGUCGCCCAAGUAUUACGUCUCGCAUCGGCUUAACAACCUCGUCAGCGACGAGAAGGGUUUCGCGCAGGAGAUGUUCCUCGCCGCCAAUCGUCACUUCGACCACUUGGCGGUGAACGUCACCUUGUCCGCCGUCCUCCUGCCGAACGGAGUUCAAGACAACGAACGUGACGUCGCUUCGGGUAUCCAGUGGAGCGAGUAUCUGGAUCUCUUGUUUGUUAAUAAUUACGAGAGCGACCCUACGCUGUCGUGGCAGUAUUACGGAGCGACCACGGGAUUCCUGCGUCGCUUCCCAGCGAUAUCGUGGCCGCCGGUGGAGGUUACGUCCAGAACGUCCAAGUCCGCCUUGCAUCGGACCGCCCGCGACGUGUACGACUUUAGGAUGGCGAAUUGGUUCGUCGGCGCGGCGAACAGCCCGAAGGACCUGGCGAUACUGAUAGACAGCGCGACCUACAAGUCCGACCGGAAUCGCCGGUUGACCAUCGCCACGACCAGGAUCAUCCUGGACACCCUCGGGCCGGACGACUACGUGAACGUGUACCGAUACGGCGAGAACGCGGAGGAGAUCGUGCAGUGCUUCAAGGACAGUCUGGUGCAGGCGUCGCCCGAGAACGUCCAGGAGAUGAAGAUGGCGUUGGGCUCGGUGAAGCACGAGGAGUCCGCGACCAACAUCUCCGCGGCGCUCAGCACCGCCUUCGAGAUCCUCCACAAGUACAAUCGCACCGGUCAGGGCAGCCAGUGCAAUCAGGCGAUAGUGCUGAUCACGUCCGACAACGACGGCGCACCGACGGAGGUGAUAAAGCGUUACAACUGGCCGCACAUGCCCGUGCGGAUCUUCACUUACCUCAUCGGCGGCGACAAGAGCCCGGAGCUCCGGAACACCGCCUGCACCAACAAAGGAUUUUACGCGAGGAUAACUGACGCGGAGGAUAUCCACAACAAGGUCUUUGAAUACGUAAAAGUCCUGGCGCGGCCUAUGGUGCUUUACCAGCACGACCAUCCGAUACACUGGAGUCCCGCCUACGUGGGCGGAAAGAGCAGUAGGUACGGCCGAGAAAACCGCGGGCAACUGAUGACGUCUGUGACAGCCCCGAUUUUAGAUCGCCGGAAUUACACGGUGAAAACGGCCAAUUUAUUGGGUAUCGUUGGUACCGACGUACCUGUUGAGGAGAUUCAGAAACUCGUGCCGCCUUACAAGUUAGGAGUUAAUGGAUAUUCGUUUAUUGUUGACAAUAAUGGCAGAGUUCUGUAUCAUCCUGACCUUCGGCCUCUCCCCGGAAAUAUGGAGUACGAGGAAACACUAAAGCCUUCGUAUAUAAGUGUAGAUCUAUCGGAAGUCGAGCUCGCAGAAUACGACGGACCUUCCCACUCGCUGAACAACUCGAUCUUGCUCGAUCUGAGGCACGACAUGAUCGAUCAAAAGGAAGGAGAAACGGACUUUGCAAUCAAAAUGCAUUACGAUGAUAUGAAGAGAGUCACGAUUAGACGGCACAACUACUUUUACAAGCCGAUCGACGGCACGCCGUUCUCCUUGGGCCUGGCUUUACCGGAAGGCUACGGCAUGUUUGAAUUGCGGGCCGAAAAGGAAAUCAAACACGCUAUCAUAAACGUAACGGAGUUCUUCAAAGGGAACAAUUGGAAGGUGCACCCCGAUUGGGUGUACUGCGAGUACAAUUCGGCUUCCGAUAAAUUCUUUUCCUCCCCGGAGGAACGCGUCCUGCAUUUUUUGACACGGAUGCGCAGACCGGGGUGGAAGUGGAUGUCCUUGAGACCAAGGAGUCCCAGCUCGCACCAUAAGCAGGCGAGCAAGCCGGAUAAAGAUGCUUAUUAUUGCGAUAAGAGAUUAGUGCAGUCCUUGGUGUUGGACGCCGAGGUGACGGAUGGAUUCGAUAAGAGGACAAGCGGUACGAUGCACAAGGAGGAAAAUCAAAACCCUAUUGCCAUACUGAUGGCUCUACUGCACAGUCAGGGCAAGGGUAGAUUCGGCGUCACCAGGAGCUUCAUCGCUACCAGGAGCGGGCUUCUGCGUUGGCACGAGCACCAGCAGAACGACGACAGCACCGACGAACCGCUGUUCGCGGAAAGGCACGCGAGAGCCAUGGACUCGUCGUGGUACAAACGCGCGGUGGAUCAACACUCCAUAGAACCGGAGAGCUUCGUCUUCAGCGUACCGUUCGAUGCGGCCGAUACGGCCGAUCCGCUCGUCACCGCGACUCACGCGGUGUUCUACGGCAAAGGCCACAAGGCUCCGGCGGCGGUGGUGGGCUUGCAGUUUCAGCAUUCGUCCUUGGCGACUCACUUCGUCAAUAUCACAUCUACGUGCACCGGUAUGGCGGGCUGCAAGAAGAACUGCGCGUCGGAGGAGCUGGAUUGUUACAUUCUGGACAACAACGGAUUUAUCAUCAUAAGCGAGCGUCACGAGCACACCGGCAAGUUCUUCGGCGAAAUAGACGGGACUAUAAUGGACUCCUUGGUGCAAGACAGGAUUUACAGGAAAGUAACCGUCAUCGAUUAUCAAGGAACUUGUAGCCCGCAAGAGUCUCACCAGUCGUCGGCGCCGCGAGCAUUGUCCAGCUUUAUCAUCAAGAUAACAGCCACGUUCGGCAAAUUUCUCUGGACCUUGGCUUUAAGCCUCAAUUUUCAAGACCUGUGGCAGACAGUGUCGGCGUUCGCCAACGACGCGAUGCACUCGUUAGACGACGAUCUGGUGUUCAACGACGACGGGGAGUCGCGAGACGCCGAGACGUCCAUCGACUCGACGGACGAGGCGACGCCGGACGAGAACAACGUGUUCGCGAGGUUCCCAGCGAUCGCGCCCGCGACGCCCGCCUCGCCGCCGACCACUCGAGCCACGUCCGCGCAUUACCCGCCGCAGAAGUUGCGCACGUGCGAGAAGAAGACGGAUCUGUACAUCUUGCAGCCGGAGAGACUCAACACCAGCGGCCAGAGCAACCCUCUCAAAGGGAAACUCACCAAUUGUCACGUAACCGGAUGCGAGAGACCGUUCAGCGUCCAGAAGAUCCGCCACACGAAUCUGAUACUGCUGGUCGUCGACACGCUGUGUCCGUGCGGCAGCAAGCAGCUCAGUAUCGAGCCCAUAGAGGCUCUCACGGAGCCCGGCGCGUGUACAGCGAGACGGGAGCGCCUUUACCGGCGAAGACCACCGAAAUGCAUCAACUACCACCCUGAAGAGAUGGAGAUCAAAUUCUGCGGCGGCGCGUGCCGCCUAUUUAAUUUCUCGUCGUUGAGUCUUAUGGUUCUCUUAUCCAUCGUUACAGUGCGGCUUGCGUGACUCUGUCAGGAUUAAUUGCGCACACGUUUACAAAUUUACCUUUUUAAAAUGGAUUUAGCGUUGUCGUUUCUAUGAAACAGUUACAUAAAGAGAAGAGAGAGCAGCAGGUAAUAAGAGCGAAAGAGAGGGAGAGAAAGAAAGAGAAAGAGAGAGGGGGAGAAAGAGGGAGAGAGAGAGAGAGAGAGACCAGUGUGCUAGGUUCGCGAAUUACAUUAUACUACGUGAGGGUGGUGAAAUAUAUAUACAUACACAUACAUUAUAUAUAUAUGUUACGUAUGUUACAUAUCCGAUUAUAAAUUCUGUUACGCGAGAGUCCUGAAUAUUUAUGUGUGUGCGGUCUCGCACGCGCGUCGAAAUUUAUCCUCGAUACCGGACAAAGCAAUAAGUGCCCCAAUAUAAAACACGAAGUGUAAUAACGCGAGACGAUCGCGAGAGAGAACGGGAGAUUAUUCGAGAUUUGCGUGGACGCGGAGUCGGUCGCUCGGUUCACGACACACAACGUCGUAGCGGUCGUAGCGAUGCGCGAGGCAAUCGACGAGCGGUCGUGCGAGAGUCCUUCCGACCUUUGACAGCGGCCGCCGGGGAGGUCGCCCUCCGGUUUCCCUACCCCCGGCCGCGCUUCCACGUCCGUCGUUCUCACGAAGGAUUGCUCGAGAAGGUUUCAUUUCUCCGGCGCGAUUCCCUCCUUCAUAGCAACAGAGAGACCCGCGCCCCCUCGUCGGCCGUGUCCGUAGACCAUCGCCUCGAACGAGGCGAACGUUCGUCGCGCACCUGAGCUCUCUCUCCGAUGCUCUCCGAGCGUCCGCCACGUACAAAAGAGCGCGAACGCCCGGUGAAGCGUACUACCUCGACGCGCUUUUGAAUCUCGCUCAUUGCAUUUCCGUCGCUUCGCAGCGGCUGAUCGCGUACCCGACCGACCGGGCAGGCCUAAGUUCGAACCGCCGAUCCGAACGCGACUGAACGCGGUUCACCCGACGAAGAGCGGAUAUUCGGAAGCGUAACGGAGGAUACCGCGGCGUGCUCGUCACUCCGAGCAUUCGCGAGCGCAUUCGCGAACACCGUUCGAUGCCGGGGAUUCGCAUUGCCACCGGAACCGCUUCCUCGUCGAACGUAUGCAGCUGCUGCGAGAGUAUUACAUAUCCAGUCUCGUUCUCGCGUCUUUCUCCCGCCGGGAAUGCCGUGCGAUCGCACGUGUACGCAUCAACGUACGAAUCAGUACGACGGCUUGCCUAUUCCUUUUUCUACACGGGGAAAAAUAUGACUCCACUGCUAAGAAAAGCGCGAUUACUCCGUUUACUUUCCUUUGAGCGACGAUUAUCCCCAGCGAAGAAUUUGGUUUGCAAUAGUCUAAAAAUAUACUCAUCACAAACCUGAGAUAAGCUCAUUAUCGCGUAUUCAAAAGAAGAAUUUAUUCUCUUUCGAAAGUUCAAUUCGGUUAUUCUGAAUAAACCAAAUGCGAAGUUUGUGUUUUAAUUUAAUUAAAAUUGAUUGAAAUAUUAAACUAACUAGGAUUCAGAAUAUAUUUUGAGUGAAUUCGAUGCCUUAUAUGAUGGAGUUGUGAUAUAUGUGCGGAUGGAAACUUACGAAGUGCUUGAAAUAAGUAACACUUGAGAAUACAGAAUAUGUAUUGUUCUGUGUGUAGCAGGCACACGCGCUCGGACGCAGACUCGGCACGAGUCCGUUCUGGGUUUGCGCGCCUGCCGACGAGGGCAACCCGUCACGCUGACCCGUGCGUUGACGCAACGCACAGUUUCACAGCGGGGAGCAAAAUAUCGCGUCUGAGUGCGCGAUUUUGCGAUCAGCGGCGGAUUCGUUCCGGUGUAAAUGCGAAUCAGCUGCGGCGCGACUGUCCCUCACACCUCCGGCGAGGUAUUGUCGUACCUCCCGUGAAAACGGGAGAUUCGCCGAGAAGAGUCUCCCCCCUUUUCCCCGAUCCCGUCGUACUCGGAUCGAGUGUUUUCGUCGCGACGUAGACUGAUACCGGGAAUCGCUUAAAAAACUAGUUCAAUAGCGCAAACGAGUGAUGAGGAUAAUCAAAAUAGCAGAGCAAUAAACGAGAGAGAGAGGAGAAGCCGUUACCGUGAAGAGAAUUAAUUAAUCGGUUCGCGCGCGGGCGAGUCGGGGAAAUCGACGUCGUUCGGUUCCACCACCGAGACGGCCGAGCAAUGAACUUCCCCGGGACGUGGCCUACGGAGGAACGAUCUGACUCGACUACACUCCGCGUUGGCAUCGCCAUCCACGUCGUCUCACGUAACACCAAGCUCGACGAUAUGAAUUCUGUCAUUCACGCUCGAUGAGUUUUCUACACGCGACCAGAGUCGCUCUCCCGCCGGGGAGAGCGCGGUCGAUUAUAAUUCGGAUUCCGCUGCGAACGCGACGAUAAAUAUCUCGGCCUAGCAGCAGCAUCGACGUCCCUACGUCGUUAUGUCGAACGACGACGCGUCUUUCGGUUGCGUUAAUUACGGGUUGUACAAUCUCGGACAGAGAGAGAGAGAGAAAGAGAGAGGUUCUCCGUCUUCUUCUUCGUCAAUCAGUCAGGAUUACUUCGCGCCAUCUCCGUCUCUUCGACGCGAUUGCCGGUACCGAGUUCGUUCUUCCGGAAGAAGGAGAGCGAUAUUUCCGAGAGAGCCGGCGCAUCGCACGAACUUUUCGCGCAGAGUCGCGGGCCACUACCUGUGAGAGAUCCGCGUGCUACCUCGCAUCGCGGCACUCCCGACACUCGCGACGACCGUGUCCGUUUCUAAGAUCCGUUUCUGAGAAUAUUAAAUAAUCGUAUUAUUCGAAACUCGACUCAAAUGAGAUACUCGGCUCGGGAUUUAGAGUUAGAUCCGAAUUUGCCGGUCGAGUCUCGCGGUCCGCACACGUGUGACGUUACGUUUGCUCUCGGUUCAACGGUAAAGUUCAGAUCUAACUUUCAACUGAAAUCUGGGCCUGUAUUAACAGUUGUCACUUGAAACUCGUCUCGUGUGAAAUAUUCAGUAUCUAAUUCAAAGUUAGAUCCGAGCUUGAAUCGUAUGGUGUACUUGACAUUACGUCUGUGAACGCUGUUCAACUUAAGAACUCAUAUCCGGCUGUGAUUUCAAAUCUGAAUAUCUUAUCUGAGACAGGUUUCGAGUACAAACACUUUUAAUACGGUAUCUUGGUAUCUCACGGCCGCUAAUACGGGUCUUAAGCUUGAUAUUAGUAAUUGUCACUUGAAACUUGUAUCUCAAGUGAGUGAUACUCAGACGUGAAUCUCCAGUUAGAUCUGAAAUUUUCAGCUGAGUCGCAAUCACAAGUGAUGAUGUCAAUCAGGUGUGUAUCGUAAAGUUUAACUGAGGAAAAUUCAGACCUAACUCUCUCCAAUUAGUUCAAAUCCGAGUAUCUCACGCGAAGUUUCAAGUAACGUCUAUUAUAACACAGGCCUGAAACUUUUAAAUCAAAUUCUCGAUGGAGACGCUUGAGAUGCCCGCCGAGUUUUACAUCGGCGUAGCUUUCGCGCCCUGAGGCAAAGAGAGAAAGAGAGAGAGAGAGAGAGAGAAAAGCCACCCGAGGCUCGAUGCGCUAUAGAAAUUUUCCAUCCGUGUCACAAACGCACACGUAUAUACGGGAAUUACGUUGCUCCAGAGGCGAAAACCAAAACAACCAAAAAAAAAAAAGAAAAAUU
This is a messenger RNA of Dinoponera quadriceps, 8836 nucleotides long. It is a transcript of the gene stol, whose product is annotated as voltage-dependent calcium channel subunit alpha-2/delta-3. The transcript is spliced from 24 exons. Gene Ontology annotation, molecular function: voltage-gated calcium channel activity. Gene Ontology annotation, cellular component: voltage-gated calcium channel complex. The record is from RefSeq and is a predicted model, not a curated record. NCBI's taxonomy places the organism in Eukaryota, Metazoa, Arthropoda, Insecta, Hymenoptera, Formicidae. The coding region runs from base 1555 to 5190 and encodes 1211 amino acids.